This is a messenger RNA of Nicotiana attenuata, 559 nucleotides long. RefSeq names its product heavy metal-associated isoprenylated plant protein 19-like. The transcript is spliced from 3 exons. The coding region runs from base 18 to 437 and encodes 139 amino acids. Gene Ontology annotation, molecular function: metal ion binding. The record is from RefSeq and is a predicted model, not a curated record. Lineage: Eukaryota; Viridiplantae; Streptophyta; Magnoliopsida; Solanales; Solanaceae.
AUGUUCCAUCAUUUCUAAUGGGAAACAAGAAGAAAAAGGAACAAAACAAAGUGACACCAAAAGUUGUGGAAGUAGAGUUUAAAAUUUCAAUGUAUUGCGAGGGAUGUGAAAAACAAGUUGCCAAAGCCAUUUCCAAAAUCAAAGGGGUUGAAGAAUUCAUGACGGAUAUGAACAAACACAAGGUGGUAGUGAAGGGUCGAAUCAAUGCAGAUAAAAUGAUGAAGAAACUAAAGAAGAAAACUGGAAAGAGAGUAGAAAUGGUGACUAAAAAAGAAGAGAAUAAGAAGAAGGGUGAAGAAAAAGAAGGAGAUUUGUCAUCAUUUGAAGCAAUUAAUUCAAGACAAGUUGCAGAUGCUUUGAUUAUUGAAUUUACUGGAGAUAGUAUGUUAUAUACCAUGUUUAGCGAUGAGAAUGCAAAUGCAUGUUCGAUUAUGUAAAUAUGUUCUAUUUGGACAAAACUAAUUUUUUCUCUAGACAUUAUUAGGGUUCAUUAUAUACACGAUCUCUUAAUUCUGUCCAGAAGGUUGACAUCACAAUUCACAUCACUCAUAAUUCGGAG